Aspergillus oryzae RIB40 is the source of this 648-nucleotide messenger RNA. Its product is annotated as alpha/beta hydrolase. Bases 1 to 648 code for a protein of 215 amino acids. The record is from RefSeq and is a predicted model, not a curated record. The transcript has a single exon. Lineage: Eukaryota; Fungi; Ascomycota; Eurotiomycetes; Eurotiales; Aspergillaceae. Gene Ontology annotation, molecular function: hydrolase activity.
AUGCCUUUAAAUGACCUAUGGGGACGCCUGGAGUUCAAACACUUUGUAAAUUCCCUCCUUCGUCUCAGUCCUCCCUUUUGCAAGAUAUACUCAAAUCCUAAACACGCGGAACCACUCCACAAUAUGCCUCGUGAUAAUAUCGAAUUCCAAACAGCCGAUCACGUCACCUUGCGAGGCUGGUUCUUCCGUCCUCCAACAAAGGCACCGGAAACAAGACUGCCCUGCCUUGUCAUGUCCCAUGGAUUCUCCGCCCUGAAAGAAAUGGAACUGGACACAUUCGCGGAAUAUUUCACUCAAAACCUACCCAUCAGUUGUCUAGUAUACGAUAACCGAGGAUUCGGUGACAGUGACACCAAGGAAGGCCAGCCUCGCCAUGAGAUUCUUCCCAGUCAACAGACAAGCGAUAUAUCCGACGCCAUCACCUACGCGCAAUCGCGAGCCGACGUGGAUCCCGACCGCAUUGGCAUCUGGGGAAGUUCGUACAGCGGGGGGCAUGUGCUGUGGGUUGGAGCAGUUGACCGACGAGUGAAGGUGGUGCUCUCUCAAGUUCCGUUUGUAGAUGGGUGGCAAAAUAUGGGCCGACUCAUACGGCCUGAUAUUAUGGAGGCCCUUAACAAAUCCUAUCAGGAAGGUAUGAGAGUCACUUAG